ACCAAACGAUCGUUUGAGCCGCCAUUUUGUUUGUAAUUUCAUUUAUCGAAGGUUAGUUUUUUAUUUAAUUUAUUUUUAAUAACUUUUUGAAAAAAAAUAAAUAAAACCAAUCAAUGCGUAUAAUUUCUCCUAAGGCAAGACUAACUGGUGGAAACAUGUUGAAACCUGACGAGGAUGCGCCGUUAAUUUAUCUAGAAGCGCGCCAAUUGUUGGAAGAUAUCGAAUCCAGCGACGGCGAAAUCCAGGAAUCCGAAUCCCUUUUGGAAGCUAGGGAAACCUACAAUAUGCAACUGCAGCAGCACUGUGCCAGUCUCGAGAAGUCACUGUCGGAAAAGGGGGCGCAGUUUGCCAUAUUGAAAUCAAGAACCAGUUACAUCAAUAACUUAAAUACCAGCUAUAGGGACAAAGGCAAGGAAAUAUUGGAAGUUUACAAUACCGCCGAUCAGGAAGUUAAGGAACUCGAAACCAUCGUGGCGGAGUCCGAGCAGAAAGACAAAGAACUGGAGAAAAUUUUUGCUAAGAAAACCACCCAUUACGAAAAAGAAAUAGACGAUCUGACCAAACUACUGAACCAGUUAACUGAGAAGCGCAAGAAACAGCUGGUGGCGGUUGAAUUGGAGACAAAGAAACUUGAGGAGGAAAAUUUGGACCUCAACCAUGACCUGAUGAAGCUUGAAUAUGAAGAAAAGCUAUAUGAUGAAACUCUUAAAGACUCAUCCGAGUUAGAAAUAGAGGUGGAAACUUUACAAGAUAAAUUAAAAAUCCUGAAAAGCGACCAUCUGGCACUGGAAGAAGAAGAGAAAUCACUUGGCGAGCGUCAGAAGGAGAUAAUGGCCGAAUUUAGUGAGGAAAAGUAUGGGAAAAUGAACACCAGUUUAUUGGAAACUUCCAAGGAAAUUGAGGAUUUACAGCAGGUCAUUCAGAAGGAUCAAGCGGAGUUAGUCACGUCAUCGGCAGAGCAAAAGGAUCUUGCUGAUUAUGAAGAAAAACUUGAUAAAGAACUUGCGGAGGCCCAAAUAGCUUUUCAACUACUGGACACAAGCCGCGGCGAGAUUUCAAAGUUGAAUCAGGCAAUUGACGCUAUGAAGGCUGAUAUUAAUGAAAGAAGGCAGAAAUAUGGUAGCAUUGUUAAAGAAAAGGAUGCAAACACUGACAUUCUUAAAGAAGCCGAAGAUAAAAUCGUCCAAUUGACUCCCGAGGUGGACCUGAUCGUUACUGGACUCAAUGAAGUCGAAAUCCUUCUAAAAGAUUUGGGUUUACGUGCCAACAUCGCUGAACAAUUCGAAGAAACCUCGCAUAAAGUAGAGGCAUUAGACAAGGAAAUCGGAAAGUUGCAAGAGCGUGAACGAGAAAAGGAAAACUUGAUAGAAACUUAUAAAGCUACUAUGGCAAAAUACCAAGAAAAAUUCGAUCUGGAACUCUUAACUUUAAAUAACGCCCAUUCGAUGGAAAUAAAAGAUAUAGAGGCAGAGAUAACGCAAGCGACCAAUAGCAAAAUCGAACCCAACGAAAAAGUAAAAACCGCGAACGAUGAAAUAAACCAACUAGAAGAAACGUUACAACGAAACGAGGAAAACUUGGAGACGACAAAGAAAAACAAUAAAAAACUGAACGAAACGUACCAGAAUAAACAGCAAGGGUACAAAACGAUUUCGAACAAAAACAAGGAGCUUAUAAAAUCUUUGGACCUUUUGAAGCCGCCCCAAGAGGUUCCAAAAGCUGUCGAAUCCGCCCGAAAGUUGCCGACGAAAAAACCCUCGCGCGAAAGAUCGGCCGAUUUUAUGCGGCCGAAAACGCCCGAGUCGCGUAAAUUGCAGCCAAUUCCGAAGCACGCGGACAAAUCCAACCGAGAUCCGAGAAAAAGUCUGUCCAGGACCCGUGUGGAGGAGCAGAAGAGGAACUGGGACAGCGACAGUAGCGUGGAGGAAGAUUCGAUUAAUUUUAAGGAAUUCAUUGCCAAUAAAAAGAAACGCCAAGAGAGCAAAGAAGCAGCGAAGCCAAAUAUAACUCCAUAAAUUUUGAGUGAUACCUAAAGCAACAUUCGCAGGUUAUGAAAUACGUUUUUGAGUUAAUAUUCAAGUUAAUAGUAUGUUAUUAAUGUUGUGCUUAAUUAGUCCGUAAUAAAAUUUGAGUUAAUUUCUUA
Messenger RNA from Anthonomus grandis grandis, 2143 nucleotides. RefSeq names its product protein Daple-like. The record is from RefSeq and is a predicted model, not a curated record. Bases 114 to 2015 code for a protein of 633 amino acids. The transcript has 6 exons. NCBI's taxonomy places the organism in Eukaryota, Metazoa, Arthropoda, Insecta, Coleoptera, Curculionidae.